AUGAAUUCAUUUAUUCAAUGUUUCAUACAGCAGGCAGUCAAAAUGUCAAUAUCAGAGACCUAUGCUUAGAAGAUCCCCAACAUCUUUGAAAUCAACACUCUCCUGAUGAUAACUUUCAUUUUGUUGUUUGUCUGGCGCAUAAUUACAUUGAAGACUAAAACAUUUGCAAAUCCACUCAAGAUCUUGGGUAUAGCUACUUUGAAACUAAUCCACUAUGUUUCAUCAUUAUACAGUCUCAUCAUGUUUUCAUUUUUGAUGUAAGCAUUGUUCUUAUAAUAAGUUCAUACGUGGCAGAUUAAUUGGCCUUUAGGAAUCUUAACAAAUUCAAAGUGAUUUAAAUCUUCUUUGUGAUUAUCAUCUUCUUUUGGGGAACAGACAUCAACCUAUUUUCACUUACCCUCGUAACUCUAAUGGAAAAAAUUACUAAAAUGGCCAUUUAAGCAAAUUAAAUAUAAAAAGAAGACGAGAUCUCCACUAUUUUAUCAUAUGUGUUAGCCUUAGGCAUAAUUCUCACAGUAUCCAUCUACGAAGUAUCAUUAUUGUAACUCAUUAUUAGAUAUUCAUUUCAGAAGAAUUGGAAGGAUUCAAUAUCAUGGAAUUUCCUAUAUUCAAUUUGCUGAUGAUAGCCCUAUUCUUGUUGGCCUUGUAGAAAAUAACCUACAAUAUCACCAAAGAGCAACACAACAAAUUCAUCGGUGUCAUAAUGUGUCUCUUAUUUUUGAUUUACGAAUUGAAAGAUAAAAUCUUUGAUCCCUUCAAUCAUUAGGUCAUGUGGGUAAGUCUCUCUAUUCUAGCUGUUCUAAACAUCUUUGAGAACACAGAGGAAGAAUUGCAAUUGGUCUAGAGUAAUAAUAGAGCACUUGGAGAAGAUGAAAUCUCAUUCUAAGCAUUCAUAAAUCAUUUAAAAAAUAAUUCAGAUUCUAAGAAAUUGAUGAUUCAACUGUCCCUCAACUUUUCAUUUAUGUUCGUUGAAUUAAUCUAUGGUUGGAUCAGUAACAGUUUGGGAUUGAUCACAGAUUCACUCCAUAUGCUCAUUGAUUCAAGUGCAUUGGCCAUAGCAUUGUUUGCCAGUUUCAUGGCCAAAAGAAAAGCUAAUUCAACCUACACAUUCGGUUAUGAGAGAGUAGAAAUACUGUCAGGAUAUGCUAAUGGUGUGUUCCUCCUGUUUGCAGUUGUUGAAAUAAUCUCCGAAUCCUUUGAGAGAGUCAUCACUCCUUAAGAAGUACUUCCUGAAAAAAUGUUGGUUGUUUCAUUUUUAGGAUUGCUAGUUAAUGUGAUUGGGUUAUUCUUCUUUCAUAAUCAUGGACACAUUCAUUCAGAAGAAGUGGAUGAAUAAUUGGAAGAAAAACACCAUCAUCAUUGUUCUCAUCACCAUGACCACAAUCAUAAUUUGUCUGGAGUAUAUUUACAUAUUCUAGCUGAUGCCUUAGGAAGUGUUGCUUGUAUCAUUUCUGCUCUGCUUAUAUAUUACUAUUAGUUCCAUAUGGCUGACCCUAUUGCCUCCAUUAUCAUUUCAUUACUCAUUCUUACCACAACAGUUACCUUACUUAAAGAUACUAGUAAAAUAUUAUUGAUGCAUGUACCCUAUUCAGGGAAGAAAGUGUUGGCUGCCAUUUCUCACGAUGUAAUUAUAAUUUUCAUUUAUUUUCAGUUAAAUCAUAGAGGGUUUGAUCCUCAAGAUAUGAAAUUGUGGUAGUACAAGGAGAAGAAAUUGGUUUUUACUGCAAGAUUUCAAAUCAAGUCAGAAGAUGAAGCUUAGAUCAAAUCAGAAAUAGAUGGCAUCGUUUCAAAGCAUAAAGAUGUAGUAAUUAAUGCAAUUGAUUUUGAUUAUGUUGACUGA
Paramecium octaurelia is the source of this 1840-nucleotide messenger RNA. The record is from the annotation of a GenBank genome assembly. Lineage: Eukaryota; Ciliophora; Oligohymenophorea; Peniculida; Parameciidae.